GUGGACUGUUUUGAAGGGAAAGGGGAUUCCUUUCAGAAACAUUCUUCAUUCACCCAGUUGUUGGUCGGACAGCAUUUAUUUUUCACCUCAACAAUUUGGUUCAUAACUUUGAUUCUGAGUCAAAAUACAGUUAUAGUGAUUUUGCUGGUUAGACCGUCAUUCCAAAAGCAAGUUUGCAAAUAUUGGACCCUCGGGUUCAGUUGGGCGACACGGGAGAGCUUGUUAGCUCCCAUUAGCCAGACGCUAUCGUUAGAUUUAAAGCUUAUCCGCAGCUGUCUUUCCAGGUCGGUGGUCUAGUACUGCUGGUCCGCGAUUCAGUCAAAAUGGUUUGGUCCCUUGGUGACGAUUUAAUUGUUUGAUAUUUGUCGUGAUUGGUGUUCAUAUUUGUGAAAAGGGCGUUUGAUUUUCACAAGCGCAGCUGGUUAGGUUUGGCCUGUUCAGAGUCGGGCUCUUGUAAACAAAGGACGUGUUUUCUCGGUUGCCACAUAGGGUUUUACUCGAGCAUAUAAUUUCGUCAUCAGGUUAAUCGUACAGUGAUGGCACAACACGCUCCUACACAUGUAGCCAGCUCUCAAAAAGCCCUCAUGCUGGAAAUGAAAAGUCUUCAGGAAGAGCCUGUCGAGGGAUUUAGAAUCACACUAGUAGACGAGGCAGACCUGUACAACUGGGAAGUUGCUAUUUUUGGACCUCCCAAUACACACUAUGAAGGCGGUUAUUUUAAGGCUCGGCUCAAGUUCCCAAUUGACUAUCCCUAUUCCCCACCUGCUUUCCGGUUUCUUACAAAGAUGUGGCAUCCUAACAUCUAUGAGAAUGGAGAUGUGUGUAUCUCCAUCCUUCACCCUCCAAUAGAUGAUCCUCAGAGUGGGGAGCUGCCCUCUGAGAGAUGGAACCCAACCCAAAACGUCAGAACCAUUUUGUUGAGUGUGAUUUCACUGCUGAAUGAGCCCAACACAUUCUCUCCUGCCAACGUGGACGCCUCCGUCAUGUACCGUAAAUGGAGGGACAGCAAGGGCAAGGACCGGGAAUACGCAGAGAUCAUUCGAAAACAGGUGUUGGCGACCAAGGCUGAGGCGGAGAGAGACGGCGUGAAGGUGCCCACCACUCUGGCCGAAUACUGUGUCCGCACGCGCGCCCCCCCUGCUGACGAAGGCUCUGACCUCUUCUACGACGAUUACUAUGACGACGAGGACCUGGAGGACGAGGACGAUGACUGCUGCUAUGACGAAGACGACUCAGGCAACGAGGAGUCAUGACGUGCUUGGUCUCCCCCCACCCCUCCCCUCCUUCCCCGUCAAGCUUAACUCCUGCCCCCCUGCUCCUUGCUAGAAAUGGGUAUAAAACCAAGACUGAUUUUGAACCCCCAUCAUGAAAUCUGUUUUACUAGUGUCUCAUGUUGUUGUUUUUUUGUAGAGACCAGAGUUUACUUCAUGAUAGAGGGCUGGGCCUGAUCUGUUAAGAAUUGUACCAGCACAAGGCCUCUGUUUAAACCGGUCCUGGCAAUAUUGCAACCAAUUUAAAAGUCACUUGUAUCUUGAUCGGUAACAUCCAUCUCCCAAAAAAUACAGGGGUUUAGUCUAUGGUUUCAUUUAAAUCUCUAAAUAUUUUUUUUUUUAAUGCAAAUCCUUAUCAAAAUCUCCCAGGCUCUGCACUGGUGCAUAUAAUAAUCUGGUCCAGUCUGUCUCCUUUCUUCCAGUCUCUAUCUCUCCUACUUGCUACUGGGCCUUGCACUGCUGUCUGCAUAUGGCAUAAGUCACAGUUGGCCACUGUGACUUACAAAAGAGGCACGACUUCAAUCGUCUUUUUGUUUUUGUAGCCCCUAUGUUUGGAGUGAUGCACUGUAAACCACUUCAAUCCCUCACUUUUCUAAGAUGAGGGUCCGUCUCUACUCUUCUCUAGUGAGGGGGGGUCAAGGUUGUGAUGAUUAUCAUCCUCAACCCCAUCCUGACAGCUCAUUAUUAUUUUCCGUUGGACGUUUGACCCACGCUCAGAUUAUUAUUUGCAUACUUUUUAUUGUUCGUAAUAGAAUUCCAUAGUCAUCCUCUAUGAUAUAUUUUUGGUUUUUAAUUAGCGUGGGGUUUUGUUAUUCAAAGGAUCUUUAAUUCUGUAGUUGCCCAGCAUACCAGGGACUUAAUCUCUGAUCGUCCAUCGGAGUGGUCUUCUGUACGGAGCCCGGAGAAGCCAUUUGAAAGAGGCCUCAAAACCAUUGACUGCUUUUUGAACAUUUGUUUGCUGUUAAUGUCCACUUUUUCUCAUGAGCUUAAUUUUUGUCACCUUUUUGGUUAUCCUGUUAUUCCCUCUUAAUGUCUUGAAUAAUGUGCGUAAGUAAAUGGAUUCACUAGGGGAAGGGUUUGAUCAGGAAAGCUUUUGUUUGAAUAAUGGUGUAUCAGGGUCAACAAAGCUUGCGGACAAAUGCUGAAACUGACCACAUUUUGUUUUUAAUGUCUUAUUUUUCUGCAAUGUUGGUUGAUGCUGAGAAAGUAGGUGAUUGGCAUUUUAGAGUGUUUGGUUUAUUCAUCGUGUUUAUUCUGCAUCUGCAAUAUCGUUUUGGUUGUUUUUAUUUACUCAAAUUGGACUUUUGCAAUUCUCAGGACAGGUCUAUUCAUCAAACUAAGACGGUCUUUGGGUGGUCUUCAAAGUUGGUUAACAGCUUCAGAAGAUAACCAAAACUGAUAUGCACACAUAUGUAUGGAUGGUCAAUUUUAUUUACUUGUUUUUUGUGUAUUUUGGCUAUUUAAAAAAAAUAAAGGAAUAUAUUAAAAAUCACAAA
This is a messenger RNA of Gadus morhua (Atlantic cod), 2767 nucleotides long. Its product is annotated as ubiquitin-conjugating enzyme E2 R1. NCBI's taxonomy places the organism in Eukaryota, Metazoa, Chordata, Actinopteri, Gadiformes, Gadidae. The coding region runs from base 537 to 1253 and encodes 238 amino acids. The transcript is spliced from 5 exons. The record is from RefSeq and is a predicted model, not a curated record.